UUACAGAAUGGGGUAGAACGGAGAGGCAGAACCCAAACGAUUAAAAAAAUACAAGGCCAGGCCUUUAGCUCGUUUUAAUAAGACCAUGGGCGACAUGAAGACCCCAGACUUCGACGAUCUGCUCGCGGCCUUUGACAUCCCUGACAUGGUCGACCCCAAGGCUGCCAUCGAAUCCGGCCACGACGACCACGAGGGUCAGCUCAAACAAAACGCCCACCACGACGAGGACUCCCACGCCACCUCCGGACCAGACGUCGGGGUCAGCGUGAUCGUUAAGAACGUCCGAAACCAUGACGGCAACAGCAGUGACCACUCAGACAGAGUUUCAGAUAGAGAUAUUCACCCGUCAGCCGGAAAUGGACUGCACAAUGGGUUGGUUGUGGUCUCCUCUAAGAACAAGCUUCAGAAAGGGGGAGGUCACGGGGCAGAAGCGACCGGCUCGACGCUGAACCAGUUCAGUCCGAUCUCCAGUGCUGAUGAGUAUGACGAAGAUGACAGGAUUGAAGUGGAUGACCCUUUAGAUAGGCAAAACAGUUUACCUUGCCUUAGACCCAACCCUCUUGCAGGACUUGGCUCCAAGAGACAAGAGCUCCGUCUACAAACAUCUAACUUUGACGGCCGAUAUAAGACAGGAACUAAUGGCAAGUACGGGCACAAAAAAAUGGAAAUGACCAACACUAAUGGAACUUUAGGUCCUUACGAGCCUCCAAAACCAAGAAAAAUAGAGAACCAACCCAAGGGAGUAGUGAAGGCUCCAGAGGGAAAAGAAGCAAGGGAGCCGGUUGUUGGGUUGAGUAUGACCAACCACCCUCAAGCAAAAGCGAAAUCGUCACCCAAGCUUUCAUCCUGCAUCGCUGCUAUCGCUGCCCUUAGCGCAAAGAAAACCAACCCAGACUCGCCUGCUGCUAAACCCCUUGUCACGAAACAAGACUCGCCCAGAGAGGCAAAAGAAAGCCCUAAAGUAACAGUGAAGCUUCCGGAGCAGGAGUCGGCCAUGGAGCUCGCCAAGAAAGGUCUCUCCAAACAACCUGAGAGUCCCUGCAGCGUUACCAGCGAGAACAGCAGCAAAGGCUCCCCGUCAUCCCCUGCUGGAACCAUCCCAGUCGUUCCAAAGGUCCGCAUCAAAACCAUCAAGACGUCCUCAGGUCAGAUCAAGAGGACCGUCACGAGGGUGCUGCCAGAGUUUGACCAGGAGGGUCUGAGGAAAGGUUUCGACUCGGCAUCUCUUGUGGUGUCUUCUCUCUUGUCCUCGCCCUCCUCGAACUCUCUUUUGUCGUCUCCUUCCCGGACAUCGAUACCCACCACGGUGGUCACAACUUCUGCCGGCUCCGCUAUCGAAGUCACAAAGCAAAUGACCAUCAAGCCUGUGGCUACUGCCUUUUUACCGGUAUCUGCCGUCAAGACAGCCGGCUCCAAGGUGAUUAACCUGAAACUGUCAAAUAACACGACGGUAAAAGCCACGGUCAUACCCGCCGCGUCCAUCCAGAGUGCCAGCAACGCCAUCCUCAAAGCUGCCAACGCUAUUCAGCAACAAACUGUUGUGGUGCCUGGUUCCAGCCUAGCAAGCACCAAAAUCAUGCCAAAGACUGUCCACCUGACCAACCUGAACCUCCUUCCUCAAGCCACGUCAGCCUCAGAGCUCCAUCAGGUCUUGUCCAAACAAUCGCAACCCAUCAAACAAGCCAUGCUGGCCAGCCAGACUCCUAAGAAAGUAUCUCGAGUGCAAGUGUUAGCCAGCUCACAAAGUUCAGUUGUUGAGGCCUUCAACAAGGUCCUGAGCAGCAUCAAUCCCGUUCCAGUCUAUGUCCCCAAUCUUUCCCCUCCUUCCUCAGCUUGCAUCUCAUUACCGUCCCGUGGCUAUAAAUGUCUCGAGUGCGGCGACUCCUUUGCUCUGGAGAAAAGCCUAACCCAACAUUACGACCGACGGAGUGUCCGCAUCGAAGUCACCUGCAACCACUGUGCCAAGAACCUGGUCUUCUACAACAAGUGCAGCCUCCUGUCCCAUGCCAGGGGCCACAAGGACAAAGGUGUGGUCAUGCAGUGCUCACACCUCAUCUUGAAACCUAUCCCUGCAGAUCAGAUGAUCUCUGCCCUGUCGGUUACCUCUAGUGCCCCCAUUUCCUCUUCAGGCCUGGGAGGUCAGAGGAAGAGUGAAACCACAGUCGUCUCCGCACCCUCAUCGGCUCCCGUGGCGCCAGCCAUGCCGCUGGACGAAGACGCUUCCAAACUUAGAGCGAAUCUCAAGUGCUUGGAGUGUAACGAGCUGUUCCAGGAGGAGUCUUCGCUGGCCAUGCACUAUCAACAGGCUGUGGAUUCGAGUGGACAAAAAACCUGCACCGUCUGCCAGAUGCUGCUGCCAAACCAGUGCAGCUUCACCUCGCACCAGCGCAUCCAUCAGCACAAGUCGCCGUACGUCUGCCCGGAGUGCGGUGGCACCUGCCGCUCCGUCCAUUUCCAGUCCCACGUCACCAGGAACUGCCUGCACUACACACGUCGAGUGGGCUACCGAUGUGUCCACUGCAGCGUGAUCUUCACAGACGUCGCCACGCUCAAGUCCCACAUUCAGGCCUCGCACUGCGAGAUCUUCUACAAAUGUCCUAUUUGCCCCAUGGCCUUCAAAUCUGCCCCGGGGACUCACUCCCACGCCUACACUCAGCACCCGGGCGUGAAGAUCGGAGAGCCUAAGUUGAUUUAUAAAUGCUCCAUGUGUGACACGGUCUUCACCCAGCAGAUCUUACUGUACACACACUUCGACCAGCACAUCUCCACUCAGAAAGUGUCCGUCUUCAAAUGCCCCGACUGCUCCAUGCACUACGCCCAGAAGCAGCUCAUGCUGGAUCACAUUAAGUCAACACACGGGACGCUGAAGAGCAUCGACGGUCCUCCUAACCUGGGCGUCGGCCUUCCGCUGAGCACCAAACCCAUCAACUCCAUGAACCCCGGCAACACCAACAACCCUAAAGAACCGGGUUCGACUAACGGCCUGGAAAAAGGCGAGAGGAAACCCUCACCUCCCGCCAAAAAACACGCCGACACCACCGGCGAGCUGAAAAAGACCUCGUCCUCGUCCUCCUCCUGUCCCGGCUGGACGUGUAAGGACUGCGGGCGGCUCUUCACCCAGAGAGAGGUCUUCAUCACCCACAUGAAGAGAGAGCACGGCAAGCAACUGAAGAAGCAUCCGUGUCGUCAGUGUGAGAAGUCGUUCAGUUCCUCCCACAGUCUGUGCCGACACAAUCGGAUCAAACAUAAAGGAGUCCGGAAAGUUUAUACCUGCCCAAAAUGUCCGGACUCCAAACGCACUUUCUCUAAGAGGCUGCUGCUAGAAAAACACAUGGAGCUGCUGCACGGUGUCAUGGAGACGGAGAGGAAAACUGCUCCGGAGUCCAACAGCACCGAUGAGCCCAGCAUUAAAGAGCAGGUCCGCAGCCUCAAGCGGAAGCUGAACUCUGAAGGUGAGGACGCCGAGGAGGAUGAGGAAGAGGAGGAUGAUGAGGAAGGAGGACAGAGUAAAAGAAUGUCCAGUCGAGAGCGCGUGGACUCCGUGUCUCAGCCCGUAAAGAAACUGAAGGUGACCGUUUUGAAGACGCACCGAUGCGCCGUGUGCGGUUUCACCACCACCGAAAUCGGCCAGUUCCAGAAGCACCUCCCGCAGCACAAGACCGACGGCUCGUCCCACCAGUGCAGCCAGUGUGGCCUGUGCUACACCUCGCGCCACUCGCUCGCCCGUCACCUGUUCAUCAUCCACAGGCUGAAGGAGGCGCCGAGCGCGGGCGAGCAGCAGGAGAACGCCCCCGACGUGCCCGACACCCAGUGCAGGGUGUGCGGCAAGACCUUCGACACGGAGCCGGCGCUCAACACGCACAUGCGCACGCACGGCAUGGCCUUCAUCAAGUCCAAGAGACUGAACGCUGCUGAGAAGUGAGAAGCGCCGCCCCCCGCUGGACGGAGUCGGAAUCUGUCGGAGUGUUUAAUCAGGAAGAGUUUCACGGUGACGCGUGGGACGUAUCGAACACGCGGCGAGUGAAAGCGAGGAUAGAUCAGCUUUAGAGACGUUAUAUGUCUUGUUUGUAUGCUCACGUACGACACGCUGUAUAUAAUUACACAUUAUAUGAGAAAACGUAUAAUAUAAACACGUACGCACAAAAUAUCCGUGUGUGUUUACACAUGUAAUAUAUAGAGAGUGAAUUC
This is a messenger RNA of Trichomycterus rosablanca, 4188 nucleotides long. It is a transcript of the gene znf532, whose product is annotated as zinc finger protein 532. The record is from RefSeq and is a predicted model, not a curated record. Bases 86 to 3922 code for a protein of 1278 amino acids. Lineage: Eukaryota; Metazoa; Chordata; Actinopteri; Siluriformes; Trichomycteridae. The transcript has 9 exons.